UCUCCUCCUUCCGUUUAUUUAAUUCCGUUAUCCCCCGCAUCGUCCGCUCAUUCUUUCAAAAACUAUUUUCCCCUUUUCCUUUCUCUUCCAAAGCUUUCUUCUCCAUUUCCAGAGCCUUUCUUUUCCUUCCCGAGAAAAGCAAGUUUCCCCCCCUCGAAUUUGCUCGCCGGAAUCUCCUUCCCUGCAAGCUCGUAGCUCCGUUCGCCGGCCUUCUUCACCAGCAGAAUCCUCUCUUCUUCGACUUGCCUGUAGCAGUUCGCGGCGUCCUCUGUGAAUUGAGAUACAAAAGGUGAGCUGAGAGAGUGUUUUUUGUUUUGUUUUGUUACAGCAGGUGAGGGAAUGGACGGUUCAGAGACUUGAAGAAAAAUUAGGGAAUUCCGUUUGAAAAUCUUCUCUCCUGUCUCAAUAAGGAAUCAGAAUUUAUUCCCACUACACAUUGUGUUGUGUGAAGUUUCUGUAUAUUUUAUACCGUUGCCAUUUUCGAUUAAGAAAGAGGGGAGGAGGAGAAUUGAACCGGGAAAGAAAUCAGGAGUACAAAAAAUGGAGGUCGUAAGCUCAAUUACGACGAAGCUGCAGGGGCUUUCCACAUCGGACCACGCAUCCGUGGUCUCCAUGAACUUGUUCGUCGCCCUGCUUUGUGCUUGUAUAGUCAUUGGUCAUCUUCUGGAGGAGAAUCGAUGGAUGAAUGAGUCCAUUACUGCCCUUUUGAUUGGUGUGUGCACUGGGGUUGUGAUAUUGCUGGUUAGUGGAGGGAAAAGCUCGCAUCUUUUGGUGUUCAGUGAGGAUCUUUUCUUUAUCUAUCUUCUGCCGCCUAUCAUAUUCAAUGCCGGGUUCCAGGUGAAAAAGAAGCAAUUCUUCCGGAACUUCAUCACCAUUAUGUUAUUUGGUGCUAUCGGUACAUUGAUAUCUUGCUGCGUUAUAUCCUUAGGGGCCAUUCAGUUCUUUGGUAGAAUGGACAUUGGUGAAUUUGACGUGGGGGACUACAUAGCAAUUGGAGCAAUAUUUGCAGCAACAGAUUCUGUAUGCACGUUGCAGAUUCUUAAUCAGGAUCAGACGCCUCUACUCUACAGUCUUGUAUUUGGGGAAGGUGUCGUAAAUGACGCUACGUCAGUGGUGCUUUUCAAUGCAAUUCAGGGCUUUGAUCUUGUCAAUCUUAAUCCACACAUUGGUUUGGAGUUCAUUGGCAACUUUUUGUAUUUGUUUGUUACAAGUACUUUGCUGGGAGUUGGGACUGGAUUGGUCAGUGCUUACAUCAUAAAAACCCUCUACUUUGGAAGGCAUUCAACGGAUAGGGAGGUUUCUCUCAUGAUCCUUAUGGCAUAUCUUUCGUACAUGCUUGCUGAGUUGUUCUAUUUGAGUGGGAUUCUCACAGUAUUUUUCUGUGGAAUUGUCAUGUCCCAUUAUACAUGGCACAACGUGACUGAGAGCUCGAGAGUAACGACAAAGCAUGCAUUUGCAACCUUGUCAUUUGUUUCUGAGAUAUUUAUUUUCCUCUACGUCGGUAUGGAUGCCUUGGACAUUGAGAAGUGGAGCGCCGUUAGUGACAGCCCCGGAACAAUAGUGACUGUGAGUUCAGUAUUAUUGGCCCUGGUCCUUCUGGGAAGAGCAGCUUUUGUCUUCCCCUUGUCCUUUUUAUCGAACUUAUCUAAGAAAUCACCGAAUGAUAAGAUCGAUAUCAAGCAGCAAAUUGUCAUAUGGUGGGCUGGCUUGAUGAGAGGUGCUGUAUCUAUGGCACUCGCUUAUAACAAGUUUACCAGUGGGGGGCACACUCACUUGCGAGGGAAUGCUAUCUUGAUCACCAGCACCAUCAUUGUUGUUCUUUUCAGCACAGUGGUCUUCGGUUUGAUGACUCAACCUCUCAUAAGGUUCCUGCUCCCCGACGGGAAUAGCCAGUCGAGCACAGCGGUAUCUUCCCAUGCUGGCUCCCCGAAAUCGAUCACAGUGCCCCUCUUGGGGGAGGGGCAGGACUCGCUGGAAGAUCUCGCGCAACAGCACCUCAACGGCGGGAACAGACUGCGAGCCCUGCUCACCACCCCAACCCACACCGUCCAUUACUACUGGCGCAAGUUCGACAACGCCUUCAUGAGGCCUGUCUUUGGUGGCCGGGGGUUCGUCCCUUUCGUCCCUGGCUCGCCAACUGAACGCACUUCCGCCAGCAUCACCACUCCCUUUCAGUAAAGAAGAGACGAGAAGAGAGAACAAGAAAGGAGGGAAGGAAGGAAGGAAGGGACUCCCAAAGGGUACAAAAUUGUACAAAAAUGGGUUAAUGGUAAUAUAUCUCAUCAGACAAACAUGGCAACAAUGCGACGGCCGCGCUUUUGUGCCAACAUUUUGUAAAUUAGCUCUAUUUCUGUGUAUUGUGCAUUUGUGGCUUUAGAGAGAGAGGAAAGAAACGACGGGAAGUUGGUAUUGGCUAUGUUGUAAUUUUGUCCCAUCCCUUAUUUUGCAUUUUUGACAAAUAUUCCUUCCUCUUCGGUUUGCACUAAUUUUGAUGGAAAAUUCACUCAACCCUUCAUUCUCAUAAGUCAUCAGUCAAGGCUUUUCCUAUCGA
This is a messenger RNA of Linum tenue, 2551 nucleotides long. NCBI's taxonomy places the organism in Eukaryota, Viridiplantae, Streptophyta, Magnoliopsida, Malpighiales, Linaceae. The record is from the annotation of a GenBank genome assembly.